Messenger RNA from Drosophila gunungcola (fruit fly), 460 nucleotides. RefSeq lists its product as uncharacterized. The transcript has a single exon. Lineage: Eukaryota; Metazoa; Arthropoda; Insecta; Diptera; Drosophilidae. The record is from RefSeq and is a predicted model, not a curated record. Bases 151 to 387 code for a protein of 78 amino acids.
ACAGGAAUGUCAGUGGUUUCUCUGGAUCGUUGACCAAAUAAAAGACCAUGGCUUUGGCUCACCGAUUCACAGUUGCAAAAAAGCAAAGAACCAAGCUCAAGCGAAUCAAUCUAUCUAUCUAUCAAGUCACCUAACUGAAGUAUCUACAAGAUGCGUCUGAUUCUGCUGUCCAUCGUUGGCCUGCUGUGCCUGGCCUGUGCCCUUGCCCUGAACGACAAUGGAGCCAAUCUGGAGGAUCUGCUAAGCGUGGCCCAUCACGGAGAAGCCCAUGCCGAAGUCGGAGUUCGGGCAGCUCGAGGAUAUGGUGGAGGUCAUGGAGGUGGACAUUACGGUGGUCAUGGACAUGGACAUCACGGUCACGGUGGUCACGGACACUACGGUCGCUAAAGAUUUGAUAUAACUCUAAAUUUCCUUUAAUAUCCAACCCAAUGUUCUGUAAAUAAAAUAGUUUAAAAUACAA